Molecule: messenger RNA, 693 nt
Organism: Parastagonospora nodorum SN15
Lineage: Eukaryota; Fungi; Ascomycota; Dothideomycetes; Pleosporales; Phaeosphaeriaceae
Exons: 2
Coding region: 1-693 (230 amino acids)
Source: RefSeq, a predicted model, not a curated record
AUGGCUGACUCAACCAAAGCGUGUGAAGAGCGCUUCCUCCAGGUUCGAGAAGCCAGUCUCCGCCAGUGGUUCUCUGAAACACGGUCCAACGACUUAAACACUCGACUCACCGCUCAAGACCGGCUGCAUGUAUUGCUUAUCAUAAGGAAACACCGUGGAAAGCUUGCGAAGCUGGAAGAACAAAAGACGCGUACAAACGGAUAUGGGGCUCAGACUGCGACUGAGAGGUGGGCACAGAUACUGAGAGGCGAGAAGACUUUCACAGGUGCAGACGUCGAACAGUGGGCGGGCAGAUGGAAGACCAAAAUGACGUUGCAAAAGCUUCUGAUGAACGAGCAGCGUACGACACACCAGCGGACUUUCAUUGCACGUCACAGUUGGGACCCUCAGUCACAGAUCCCUCACAAGAUCGUUUCCACCGCAUUCGAGAUGACAAACUCCGAACGUGCAAACGACUACAACUCCCAACGCAACAUACGCACUUACCGUAUCUAUCUGGGAGACUGCAAGGAGCGUUGCAAUACCUGCAAGCGGAAUAACGAUAAGGCUGGCGCGACCACGGCGCAACAGGACAUCUACAGAGUCAACGGGGAGGAUCCAGUAUACCUGCCUAAGCAUGAGAGAGGGACAAGAAUUGUCCAGAAGGCAAAAUGUUACGCUGCUGAGGCAGUGGGAGGAAGACACGCCGACUGA